Molecule: messenger RNA, 2238 nt
Organism: Phyllostomus discolor (pale spear-nosed bat)
Lineage: Eukaryota; Metazoa; Chordata; Mammalia; Chiroptera; Phyllostomidae
Product: olfactory receptor 4K2
Exons: 1
Coding region: 15-968 (317 amino acids)
Biological process (GO): G protein-coupled receptor signaling pathway
Cellular component (GO): membrane
Molecular function (GO): olfactory receptor activity; G protein-coupled receptor activity
Source: RefSeq, a predicted model, not a curated record
UAUCAUUCAGGACAAUGGAUAUGGCCAAUAAAUCUACUGUUUCUGAAUUUGUUUUACUGGGACUCUCUGAUUCUUGGGAGCUACAGAUGUUUUUCUUCAUGGUGUUUUCAUUGUUUUAUGUGGCGACAAUGAUGGGUAAUAGCUUUAUAGUCAUCACAGUUAUAGCUGACACUCAGCUACAUUCACCUAUGUAUAUCCUACUUUCCAACCUUUCCAUCAUUGAUAUGUCUCUUGCUUCUUUUGCCACCCCUAAGAUGAUUACAGACUACCUUACUGGACACAAAACCAUCUCCUUUGAUGGCUGCAUCACACAGAUAUUUUUUCUACACCUUUUUACUGGUACAGAGAUAAUUUUACUUAUGGCUAUGUCCUUUGAUAGAUAUAUUGCAAUAUGUAAACCUCUCCACUAUGCUUCAAUCAUAAGUCCCCAGGUGUGUGUUGCUCUUGUGGUGGCUUCCUGGGUUGUGGGAGUCAUACAUUCAAUGAGCCAGGUCAUAUUUGCUCUCACUUUACCAUUCUGUGGUCCCAAUGAUGUAGACAGCUUUUUCUGUGACCUUCCUGUGGUGUUCCAGUUGUCUUGUGUGGAUACUUAUGUCCUGGGCCUCUUUAUGAUCUCAACAAGUGGCAUAAUUGCCUUGUCCUGCUUUAUUCUUUUAUUUAAUUCUUAUGUUAUUGUCUUGGUUACUAUCAAGAACCAUUCAUCAAGAGGGUCAUCUAAGGCUCUUUCUACCUGCACAUGUCAUUUCAUUGUUGUCUUCAUGUUCUUUGGGCCCUGCAUCUUCAUCUAUAUGUGGCCACUAAGGAGUUUUUUAGUAGACAAAACCUUGUCUGUGUUUUAUACCAUCUUUACUCCAAUUCUGAAUCCAAUAAUCUAUACUUUGAGAAACCAAGAAGUGAAGACAGCCAUGACAAAAUUAAAAAAUAGGCUUCUAAAUUCCAACAAGACAACUCCUUUGCAUUAUUUUUAGUUAACAUCUAGUUUUAGCUUAACUUCUAGUUUUAACAUCCUAGGCAUUAAGUACCAGUUUUUGAACACACAGGAUGUGCUAGGCUUUUAUUUGUUAUUAAACUGUAAUUGCCAAAAUACAAGGUAAGUUUAUUUUUAAAACUAUUUCAUGCAUAUAUUUAAAAUACACCUUAAAUUUUAGAAAAGCAAGCUGACAAAAGCAAUUUCUUCUAGAAGCAAAGAAUAUCUAUAAAAAUUCCAAGCAUGACUAUUCCAGUUAGGAAAUUCAAGAUUAAUAUCCUGUUCAUUGAAAAAAGGAAAGAAAUGAGAAGAGGAAAAAUCAAUUAAAAGACAACUAGGAGAUAAUAUUUACAUAACACUAGCAAUUGAGUUACUCAAAAAGUUGUCCCUAAAGUAUGACAAAUUAGUAAUAUUUCUAUGUCUGUAAGCCUUAGAAACUCAAUACUGCUAUAUAGCAUUGGCCUGUGACAAAUAGGCAACAAUUUUCUACAUGUAUUUCUGAGUCCUUAGUAUGUAACAUUUAAACCAAUUCAUGUUCUCUUCUACUAAAGAAAAGCCUACAUAUGUAUGUUUCAUUACAAAUGUUGAUGAGUUCCAAAGAAAAUGCUAUAAGUAGAGAUUUCUUCACUACUCACUUUCAGCUAGCAAGAAAGGAAACACAGCCAUAACUCCUUCGGAUAAUACAGAAUGAGUAAAGAGCCCGGAGAAUUCAGCAAAUCAGAAAAUAUUAUGAAACAAGUUUCAAGGCAGUACAAUUUGUUUUAUACAAAACUAUGUCAGCUUAAUGUCUGGGAAGUUAAAAUUAGAUUUAAAUUAAGAGAUACUGUUAAUAAUAAUAAGUGAAUUUGUGGAGAGCCUAUGCUUUCAUUUAAAAGUAUUUAAUUGCAUUACACUUUGGUUAAAAUAUAUCUUCCUUUUAAUAUUUGGUUGCAAAAAUAAGAAUUUUGUGCUUGGUAAUACAUUCUCAAGGUAGUAAGCAUGUUUCUGUAUAUGAACAGCUAUUUUAAAAAUAUUUAUACUGUUUUAAGUAAUACUAGGUUCAAGAUUAGCUUAAAGGUACACAAGUUAUUACUUGCUGUUCAGUACAGUACUGGAAUUGGGACCAUUGAAGGUCAAGAGAAAUAAUUCUCCUGGAUGCCUUGCUUUGUAAAUCAUCUUCUUUAAAUGAUGGUAACCAUAAAAGAGUGAACUCUUAUUUAGAAUUUACUAAGUUAUAUUUAUGAAAUAUACAGUCCAAUAUAUUAUCCAACUUAUAUAUCAACAAGAGUAAA